AUGUCUCGCAUUUUUUCAAUUAUCUUUCUUACACUCUUUCUUUCCUUACGUUACACCUCGGCAGUACAAAACCAUAAUCUUCAUAGUAGUAACCAAGAUAAACAAAUUUACAUUAUUAGUAUCCAAAACAACUUAAAACCCAAUACAUUUUCCAAUGUUGAGGAUUGGUACAAGUCCAUUCUUAGUAGAAUCAAUUCUAAUCCCAGUGAUUCCUUGCUUCAUGUUUACAACACCGUUUUCCAUGGCUUCUCGGCCCGGCUUAGGGCCGAGCAUGCCGACUCAUUAAGAGCUCAAGUUGAAGUCAUUUCUAUCAUUCCAGACAUAGUCUACCAACCUCAAAUAACAAGAUCACCUCACUUCCUUGGCCUUGACUCGUACCAUACCCCGCUAGGGUUGCUAAAGGACUCCAACUUGGGGUCUAACGUCGUGGUUGGAGUCAUUGACACGGGUAUCAAGCCCGAGCACCCGAGCUUUGACGACAAAGGGAUGGACAAGGUACCAGAUCGCUUCAAGGGUGUAUGUGAUGGAGGGGUGGACUUCCCAUCUUCCUAUCACGUAAAGGCGAUCCUUUAUCAGCUCGAGACGAUUUCGGGCAUGGGACUCAUACGGCCUCCACAAUUGCAGGCCGUACGAGUUCCAAAAAAUGUCUCCUUCAUUGGGUACGCAGAAGGCCAAGCCACGGGGAUAGCUCCCAUGGCAAGGCUAUCUAUCUACAAGACGUGUUGGACGUUCGGGUGCACUGGGUCGGACGUACUAGCUGCCAUGGAUAAAGCCGUGGAGGACGACGUGGAUGUCAUCUCCCUCUCCUUAGGCCCCGUCGCGUCACGUGAUUACACCACAGACCCUAUUGCAAUAGGCGCAUUUGGUGCAUUUCAAAAGGGGGUGUUUGUCUCAGUUGCAGCUGGAAAUAGUGGACCUUUACCUGGACAAAUUUCGGCUUCCGCCCCGUGGUACAUCUCCGUCGGGGCUAGCACCAUCGAUAGAACAUUCCCUGCUGAUGUCAUCCUUGACAAUGGUGAUGUUCUUUCAGGCAGCUCUCUCUACACAGGGGAUCCACUACCAAAGAAUAAAACAUACCCUUUGGUACAUUUUACAUCUGAUUAUUCUAUGGAACAAUGUAUGCCGGGGUCAUUAGACAGUGUUGACGUAAAGGGUAAAAUCGUAAUUUGCUCACCAGGGCUAAUCAACAAAGUUGAGAAAGGGGUGGUUGUGGGUAAAGCUGGUGGAGUGGGAGUUAUUGUAGCUCUAAAUGAUCCUACAUUAGGCGAAAACGAUACACAAAAAAGCGACCCGUAUACGAUACCCGGAUUAACCAUACCUAUUGGAGCAACUACAAAACUUUUGGAUGAUAUCAGUAAGAAGAAGGUGAAAGAAGGGACCAUUGUGUGUCGAGGGACACAAAUAGGCGAAAAACCGGCUCCGGUGGUUGCCUCGUUUUCGUCUCGAGGACCAAAUAAUGUGUCUAAGUAUGUACUAAAGCCUGACGUGAUCGCGCCAGGGGUUGAUAUACUGGCUGCCUGGCCUGAAGGCGUACCGCCUUCUAGGUUGGAAGAGGACCAAAGGGUUACUCAGUAUAAUAUCGCGUCAGGCACGUCUAUGUCUUGCCCUCAUGUCUCGGGUUUAGCCGCCUUGCUCAAGAGUGCUCACCCUGAUUGGAACCCGGCUAUGAUCAAGUCCGCCUUGAUGACCACGGCGUAUAUUGGUUACCAUGAGAUGAGCAAGAUGGCUCAAAAUCAAGAUCAGGCGUCUUCUUAUUGGGCUACUGGUGCAGGACAUGUGAACCCCGAAAAGGCGAAUGAUCCCGGGCUAGUGUAUGAUAUCAGUGAGGAUGAUUUCAUUCAAAAUCUAUGUGCUUCAGGGUACAAUGCGACUGAAAUGAAGAUCGUUGUGAAAAAAUCAAUUAUCUGCGAUGAAAAAAUCGAUGGUAAAGUGUUUAACAGGACUUUAACAAGUGUGAACGCUACUGCAUCAACGUAUACCGCGAAAGUUUCGAGUCCUGCAGGAUUUAAUGUGACUGUUAAUCCUCCUGAAUUAAGUUUCAAGAAGAUUUGGGAUAAGCAAAGUUUUUUCUGUUACAAUUUCGGCAGUGAAAGAUCAAGGAAUCACGCUAAAUGA
Messenger RNA from Chenopodium quinoa (quinoa), 2115 nucleotides. Its product is annotated as subtilisin-like protease SBT1.5. Gene Ontology annotation, biological process: proteolysis. The coding region runs from base 1 to 2115 and encodes 704 amino acids. Gene Ontology annotation, molecular function: serine-type endopeptidase activity. NCBI's taxonomy places the organism in Eukaryota, Viridiplantae, Streptophyta, Magnoliopsida, Caryophyllales, Amaranthaceae. The transcript is spliced from 3 exons. The record is from RefSeq and is a predicted model, not a curated record.